This is a messenger RNA of Gongylonema pulchrum, 420 nucleotides long. Lineage: Eukaryota; Metazoa; Nematoda; Chromadorea; Rhabditida; Gongylonematidae. The record is from the annotation of a GenBank genome assembly.
AUGCUGGAGCUGCUCGAUCCAGGGUCUCUGCGAUGGAAUCGAUUGACAAAACGAAGCAAGGAAUUAGCAGCUGGGCGGAGUAAUUGUACUAAUGCCAGCCGCCCUACAGCGCCGUUCUGCCGCACUCCUACCGUCACUCCGAAACUGGUCCACGCUGCUAAAAAUAAACAUUUCAACUGCCCACGCCUCGUCAGCUGCUGUACUGCUCUCGUUACUGGUGCUAGCGGAAGUAGUGGCAUCACGCCGGUGACCAAGAUGACGGUCGCGACAAUACAUAUUACAAUAAUGUUGGCCCCGAUGGUGCGCAUUGUUGCAGUGACGGCAAUGUCGACGACAAAGCUGAUGAUGAAAAUGAUAAUUACGAGCGGUAAAGCGACUGCGGUAGUAGUAGUAGUAUUGUUGAAAGCGCACUUUGAGUGA